AUGAACAAUAAGAAAAAUGAUAGAAACUCUAAACAAAAGCAUGCUGCUGCUGGAAAGAAAAAACCAUCAUCUACUUCAUCUAGUAGUACAUUAGCCAUUAAUGAUGAUAGUGUUAACAACAAUACAUUUCAGACAGCAACAUCGACAUGCCAUAACCAUCACAAGGAAACAAAUAUGAGCAAUGCGGGUGUUAAUAGUGAUGAUCAUACCGAAGGACAUCGCAUAAAAGUUGAAAGUAGAAUAAUAGACUCUCCUACCAAUACUUUUACGAAUAGCGUUCCAUCAGCACAUCAACAAUAUGACCUGAAUAAUGAUACUAGAAGAGAAUAUUCUUCAUCAUCAUCGUCAUUGGUAUCAUCAAGUAUUCAAUCAAGAGGUUUGGAAGGAAUAUUCUCUCAAAAGAAUGUGGACACAAUGAUGAAUAAUAUUAUUCAGCAAAUAUUGUCAACAUUAUCUGUGCAACAAGAACGCAUGAAUAACAUUGAGCAAAAGCAGGACCACGGUUUUGCAUCCGGCAAUACAUCAUCCAUGUUGGUGCCGAAUGCAUCCACAGACCAACACCAAAAAAUACAAGCAUGUACCUCCCAUGUAAACCAUCAACAACCUGAAACUCCAUCAUCCAAUGCAAACCAGCAACAACUAGUUAUGGAUAGAGGUUCCACAUCUUCAUUCAAUAAUGGUAGUGGAGAUGUUGGCCUGCAAGGUUCUUCUUCAUUCCCAUCUUCAUCUCAUUCCUUAUCCAAUAAUACCACCAAUUCUUCUUCUUCCACCAGUACAUCUAGCUCGUCAUUUAAUGAUUCUAAAAAGUUCAUGCUCUCCCCUGGUACUAAUUCCUCCACCCUAGAAUUUAUCAAUGCUCAUAACAAUCCUAUGUUAGCAUCAUCUGCAAAUCAACAACUUCAUUCACACAAUGAUCAGCUAUCAGAUGCUGGUAUAAGUCAAUUAUUCGAGGAAUGCAACCAUUCAACAUUCAACAUUGAGCCGCAUUCAUCCUUGUCACUUACAAAAUCCACAUCUGAAUUCAACUUGGAAGAUUAUCGAGAUUUAUUCAGUGAUGUCAGAUCUGUAAGAGAGUUUGGAGAUGAUACCACCAGUCAACAAGAACCAAACACCACCAUGGUGGCCCCACAACUACAAUCAAACAACAGCAAUAGGCAGCAAUCAGGUACAGUACUAGAUAAUUUAAAUGAGCCAAUGCUCUGGGGCAUGCUUCGCCAAUUGCUCAAUAAUGAUACAAACCCUCAAAAUGCUCAUCAGUAUGCAUUCAACAAUGUAUCUGAUACCACUUUGACCGCUAAUUCAUCUAAUGCUCCUUCUCCAUACUAUCAAAUGGUCUCUACCACAUCGAAUAUACCACCUCCAUCAACCAAUAAUUUUCAACAGAAUACCAAUAAUUUUCAGUCUCAACCUUAUUCCAAUGUUAACAAUAAUAAUAUGGCUCAAUCUUCCCAUAAUAACAAUAAUGGAAAUAAUGGUAAUAAUAUGAGGCAAUUAAUUUCUAAUCUAUAUUCCAACUUGAAUACAGGUCGACAAUCACAACCUGUACUCAAAUUGUCAACAAUACCAAAUUACCAAUCAGAGGAAAUAGCAGACGAGGAAGAAGAUACAGAAGAUUUCCAAUUAUCUAACCAUCCAGCUGAUCCACCAACCCUUGAUUCAACCAAGCAAAUUUUGGGAAGUAUUAGAAAGACUCUGUCACAUAAGACCAAUAACACACCAAAUCAAUUUCAACACAAAUACGGACAACAGGGAGUUCAACAAAAACCCAGUGAUGGAUUUAUCAAAUGGCUCUCUGGGCAAUCGAAUCAACAGAAUAAGGAGCAAGAAACUGAACUGGUGGAAGAAGCCACUCAUCAUCAACCAAAUUCCAACAUGUCUCAAUUUAAAUUUUAUAAUGAAAUGAUCUCUGAAAGGAAUAACAUCCAUCCUGCCUCCUCUUCUAGCGAUAAUACUCCUUCUCAUAGUAAUAACAGCAAUAAUCCAAUGAAACCUCUCAAAAUUUUUCAACAUGAUCCACACAAACAAAAGAGGAAGAAGGAUUUACAAAAUGGAGAACACAUUAUCAAUUUCCAAUCCCCUCAAUCCUCUUCAGAUAGUAUAACAACCACAACCACCUCAACAGAAUCCACCCCUUGUCCUGAAAAGAAUGUAAAAAGAAAACGUAAAGACGACAAGAAGAAUGAAACCUCCACAACGAAGAGUACAAAGAAAAGAAAAGACUGAUUUUCACUAGUUUGGCAAUGAACUAUAUGAAAUUAAACACUGAUUAUUUGGAAAUGAAAUUUAUAUCUUAAUAGUUGGAAUAGUUAAAUGUGCCUUCAAUGGACUUAAUCUCUGCCAUAUAAUCUUUUCUUGCCUCAACAUCAGCAAUCAUCCAAUCCAUAAUGAAACGAAGGAAUAGUUUGCCAUCGCAUCGUAUAUAUACAAUGUUUGAAGAGCUGGAUUCUCUUCUGAGUGAAGGUGAGGAUGGGAACCUUUCAAAUUUUUUCUUUGUGAAAGAUGAGCUUGAGGAUGGAGAGUAAGGAUUCGAAUAAGAAGAACUUAAACUUCCAUAUAAAGAAGUGGAUGAUUUUCUGUGAGAUCUAGAAGCAACCAUCAACGGGGUUGGGGAGGACUCACUAUUUGACAAUUUUGAAAAUUCUCUCAACAUGAGCAAUAAUGAAUCAGGAGAAAGUGCCAAAAGCUCUGAAAUAUUUUCCUUCAAAAUAUUGGAAAAGUUUCUUGCCAUCUCCAAAAUUACACUUUUCAUAAUUGAAUGCAACAAGUUAGUAUCCACAACUCCUCUAUCUACACCACUGUACACAUCAUUGAUAAAACUUCCAUCGUAAACUUUGAUCAAUUGUCCAAAAAGUUUAAAACAAUUCUGAGGUGAAAUGUUCAUUUGAAUUUCAUGCUUCAAAUGUGAAGCUAAUGAACCUUGAAUCAUGUAUUUUUGUGAGAAAAUUAGGAGGGAGAGACCUUCUUCAUCGAGUGAGUAUUCUAAACUACCAGUGUAAAAGCUUUUUACAAUUUUGUAAAGUGCUGUUUCUUCGAAUAAAUCAUCAAGGAUCAGUUGACCACAUAAAUUCUCUGAAAAAUUGUUGGAGGAGAAGAGUGUUUGGAAGAAUUCAGAAUUUAUGGAUAGAAUGCCUUUGUAAACUGAAAGAGUUUGUUGUAAUUUUGUAAGAACAAUUUGAAAAUCUGAAAAUUGUGAAUUGUCGAAUAAUUUUGCAGUGAAAUUCGAAACAUCCUGAACGUAAACUUUCUUAUCUUCAUAGGAACGGUUAGUUGAGGAUUGAAGGAAGGCUGGAACAGUAGAAACUGAUGAACG
This is a messenger RNA of Naegleria gruberi, 3310 nucleotides long. RefSeq lists its product as uncharacterized. The record is from RefSeq and is a predicted model, not a curated record. The coding region runs from base 1 to 2223 and encodes 740 amino acids. The transcript has a single exon. NCBI's taxonomy places the organism in Eukaryota, Heterolobosea, Eutetramitea, Acrasida, Naegleriidae.